Messenger RNA from Sodiomyces alkalinus F11, 1935 nucleotides. Its product is annotated as DUF1741-domain-containing protein. Gene Ontology annotation, biological process: regulation of Golgi organization. Bases 1 to 1935 code for a protein of 644 amino acids. Lineage: Eukaryota; Fungi; Ascomycota; Sordariomycetes; Glomerellales; Plectosphaerellaceae. The transcript has 5 exons. Gene Ontology annotation, cellular component: cytosol. The record is from RefSeq and is a predicted model, not a curated record.
AUGGAGGCUUCUCCGCUGACGCGACAGCCUCAGCCCGAGGUGUUCCAGCCCAAGAUUGUGGUGCUCUACGAAUCACUCUUCAAGGACGAACAUGAAGACGAACGAUCCGAGGGAUUCUGGCGCGAGUUCUUCCUCCUGCGUCCCGACCGCGGCACGCUCAAGAAUCUGUUGGAGGGCUUAAUGCCGGGCCAGGUGCUCGCGCUCGAGGACCGGACGAGGGAGCUUUUCUUGCGCGCCGUCGAUACCAUCAAGGCCGACCAGGGCGUCGCUUGCCUGCAUGCACUUGAUACAUUAAGUGUGUUCCUGGCCUCCGUGCUGGCGAAGAAGUAUGCGCAUCCGAGUUCCGAAGUCAUUUCCGUCCUGGCCGGCAUCGACCUCAUCGACACCAUCUUUACCGAGUUUGUCGCGGCGCUGGACUCCAUCAUACGCGGCGGGAGGACCUUGGAGCGGCGCCAAAAGGCCGUCGAGGUUGUUUUGGCCGUCGCCGCGGGGGCCUACCAGACCAGCUUGCUCACAUAUUUCGUCCAGCGGGACUUGUUCCCUGCCGUUAUGAAGUUCAUCCAAGACUCGGAAUCGCCUGCGCAGACCAUCCAGACUUUCGCCCUCCUUGGCCUGCUGGCCAACUACAACAAGUUCGAGUUCCAGAACCCCUACCAACAGCGGCUCAACGACUUUGUCAACGAACCCAUUAUUCGAAAGAUCAUCAGCAGUGUCGGGUAUACAUGCCAGAAAUUGGCCUUGGACUACGUCGACGUGCUCGAUGACUUGCCCGAAGGCUGGACACUGAGCAACACGCUACAUAUGAUCGGCCUUGGCAUCGUGGCGCGGGGUCCGAAACCCGAGAAGAAGCCUGUGUAUGAUGAGGAGACGCAGAAGCAGAUGUUUGCUAAGCUACCCGGCGAAGAAGCAUCGGUGUUGUUGGCCACCUACGACUUUACGCAUGCCAACAAGCUCUUUUGCUUCAACCUGGUCACGUUAGCCGAGAAGGGAGAGGAGCAGCCGCUGGCCAGCUACCUCUCUCUGACCUCGUACCUUCUCCAACACGCCUACCUGUCUCCCCGAACGGCGCACUACGCCACCCUCAAUCUCACCGUCAUCCGCCUCCUCGUCGAGGACCCGGUCCUCUGCAAGAGGAUAUGCGGCGAAGAAUCCAAGACGGCCGUGCGGCUCUGCCGCCAGAGGUCGCCGCACCUCCCUCUCGUCCGGGGGGAGCGCGUGAUGGCGACGGCGGUGCUGGACGCCAUGGUGGACGGCAUCUCGCACAACCUGCGGCGCCGGCUCGACGUGGGCCUCUACACGCUCUGCGUCGGCAUCAUGCUGCGGGUGACGUCGUACCUCGCGCGGUCGCGCACGCGGCUGCCGUACCACUGGGCCGACUUCUUCCGCGCGCUCCUCGCGCUCGUCCGCUUCCUGACCACGUACGCGUCGGACCUGCGGCUCCUCCUGCAGAUCGAGGUCCUGCUCGACCACGUCGCGAACCUCCUCGCGCUGGCGCUCUCCUCGGGCGAGGCCUUCCUGCCCUCGCCGGCGGCGUACGACGACUUGUUCUACAAGGUGGUGGAGGCCGGCGACGUGCUGGUCCGGUUCAAGGAGAGCUACGGGCUGGGGAAGAGGCAGGGCAAUUCCAUCGACACGCUCAUCAGCGUGAGCGCGCACUAUCAGGACAUGCUGAAAGGGCCGGGCGGUGGCCCGGGUGGUGGCCCGGGUGGUGGCGGUGAGAAGAAGCAGACGCCGACCAAGAAGACGAAGACGAAGGGGAUCCUCACGAGUGCGCAGGUCGCCGACGUGAUUAAACAGGGGUACGAUACGCUCAGUAUCCAGGCAAAGGAAGGGCUGGAUACGUGGGAACGGUACCGCGAGGCCGAUGAGCGGACUGUGUUGAAGAAGGUUGCGCGGGUGGCGGUCGCGGAUGGCCGCGUCUUGGUCGCGCCGUAG